Entelurus aequoreus (snake pipefish) is the source of this 1324-nucleotide messenger RNA. RefSeq names its product cysteine-rich hydrophobic domain 2 (gene chic2). Bases 214 to 735 code for a protein of 173 amino acids. The record is from RefSeq and is a predicted model, not a curated record. The transcript is spliced from 6 exons. Lineage: Eukaryota; Metazoa; Chordata; Actinopteri; Syngnathiformes; Syngnathidae.
CCGGUGUCAUGUGGCGCUUCCGGUGUCAUGUGGCGCCUGCCUGCGGAUGUUGAUGUUGAUGUUAAUGUUCGCCGCUGAAGAAGAUGUGAACUUCCAUCGCUGGGUCGCCUCGCUUUCUUCUCUCCUGGCGCCUUGUCCUUCUCCUUCUCCGUCGGGGCAGACAGGCUUGCAUCCCCGGGCGGCGCCGUGUCUCUCCCGCGGAGCAGCGCGGGGAUGAUGGAGGACUUUGACGAGAUCUACGAGGAAGAGGAGGAGGAGGAAGAAGAGGAGGAGGACGAGGACAGGGCCGCGGAGGAACAACUCCUCAAGUACGCCCCGGACCCUGUGGUAGUGCGAGGCUGCGGACACGUCACCGUGUUUGGCCUCAGUAACAAGUUUGAAUGGGAGUUCCCUUCAGCACUCACAGGCAAGGUGGCACCAGAAGAGUUCAGAGCGAGCAUCAACCGAGUGAACAGUUGUCUGAGAAAGACGCUGCCGGUGAACGUGAGAUGGCUGCUGUGUGGCUGCCUGUGCUGCUGCUGCACGCUGGGCUUCAGUCUCUGGCCUGUCAUCUGUCUCAGCAAGAGGACAAGAAGAUCUAUAGAGAAGCUUCUGGAGUGGGAGAACUGCAGACUUUACCACAAGUUGUGUUUGCACUGGACACUGAGCAAAAGGAAGUGUGAAUCCAACAACAUGAUGGAAUAUGUGAUCCUAAUAGAGUUCCUCCCCAAGAUCCCCAUCAACAGACCCGACUAACCAAAUGUGAUCUCAAGCCGGUGUCUACAGACCCGACUAGCCCAUCUGCUUUUAAGACGGCGUCUACAGACCCGACUAGCCCAUCUGAUCUCAAGAUGGCGUCUACAGACCCGACGAGCCCAUCUGAUCUCAAGAUGGCGUCUACAGACCCGACGAGCCCAUCUGAUCUCAAGAUGGCGUCUACAGACCCGACUAGCCCAUCUGCGUUUAAGACGGCGUCUACAGACCUGAUUAGCCCAUCUGAUCUCAAGAUGGAGUCUACAGACCCGACUAGUCCAUCUGUUCUCAAGACGCCGUCUACAGACCCGACUAGCCCAUCUGAUCUCAAAAAAGGUGUCUACAGACCCGACUAGUCCAUCUGAUCUCAAGACGGCGUCUACAGACCCGACAAGUCCAUCUGAUCUCAAGACGGAGUCUACAGACCCGACUAGUCCAUCUGAUCUCAAGACGGCGUCUACAGACCCGACAAGUCCAUCUGAUCUCAAGACGGAGUCUACAGACCCAACUGGUCCAUCUGAUCUCAAGACGGCGUCUACAGACCCGACGAGCCUAUCUGAUCCCAAGACGGCGUCUACAGACCCGACAAGCC